UAUUUUCAAAAUGGAAAUUAACGAAAAAUCUUUAAGCGUUUUUUAUCUGAGUAAAUUCCUGGCAUUAGCACCCUUUUCUCUGAAGCGAAACAAAAAGGGUGACAUAGAAAUAAAACGCUCAAAGUUUUUUACUUUAUAUUCAAUAGGACUGUGUAUGGCGAUCGUUAUUGUAAUGAUCAGCGGUUUUGGAGAGUAUUACUUUGGUCCUCUACGAAAACAUUCUGCCCCAAUAAAAAUGGUCUUCGCAUUGGAUGUUUCUAUUAUAAUACUGACACUAGUCGGCGGCGUUGGAUGUAGUCUUCUCAGCAUUCAGCCUACACAAGAGCUCAACUCACGUUUAAGAAAGAUUGACGCCUUUUUGCAUUUGUUUCCGAGUCACAAAAAUGAUCAUACCAUAACCAAAAUUCUAGCGACACUACCGAUUAUACUAACCAUUGGAAUUUUCGGUUUCAGCUGUUUCCUUUGGAUGAGAUAUCCGCUGGCAGAUUUUGACAGGAAACACAUAUUAAAAACCGCCUACCAUUUUUAUGUACCCUUUUAUGUAUCACAUUUAGUUAUUAUUGCCUUGCACAUUAUGUAUGGGAAUAAUGCUUUGGUGCUGGGUGGAAGAUUUCAUCGUUUGAAUACGAUUUUGAAAUACAAUUUUUUAUAUGGUAAGAGAUAUAUACCAAUUACGUGGCUUAUUAACCCUGGUUUAGGUGGCGGGAACGAGCUGAAUACUGAUGCAAUAUGUAAGGUCAGCCUCUUGAGGUCACUUGCUGAUAUUUAUUUAUCGUUGUCGAAAUGUGUGGACAUUUUUUCAAAUACUUUUGGAUUUGGUUUAAUUUGCGGCUUCACAUUGUGUUUAGUACAACUAGUGCUGACUUCACAUUUUCUGAUAUUGUUUAUUACAAGAGCAAUCUGGGAUUUUAGGAUCUUCAACGAGUUGAUGUGGCUUUCAAUACAUUUAUUUAGACUGUUGAUAAUUGUGGAAUCGUGUCACAAAGCGGCAGCAGAGUCAAAAAAAGCUGUCGAAAUUAUAUAUGAAAUAAGGCGAAAAUUUGAUGAUCCUUCGCUGGUGGAGGAGCUAGAGAAAUUUUCGCAUGUUUUACGAGCCUUCGAAGUAAAAUUUUCGGUGAUGGCAGCUUUUAAUAUCGAUAGAAACAUAUUGACAACGAUUUGCUCUGCGAUUGCGACUUAUCUCAUAAUGGUCACUCAAUUCAAAAAUUUCAAGAACUAAUACAUACCAUCGCCUCAAACUACAAAGAUGCUGAAAUCAUUGGCGAGUUUAAGUUAAAUUUAAUUGAAUUACAAAUUUUUAUUAUUAUUUUUAUUGCACAAAUUGUUGUUA
Ceratitis capitata (Mediterranean fruit fly) is the source of this 1330-nucleotide messenger RNA. Its product is annotated as gustatory receptor for sugar taste 43a-like. Gene Ontology annotation, biological process: sensory perception of taste. Gene Ontology annotation, cellular component: axon; membrane; dendrite. The transcript has 11 exons. The coding region runs from base 11 to 1219 and encodes 402 amino acids. The record is from RefSeq and is a predicted model, not a curated record. Lineage: Eukaryota; Metazoa; Arthropoda; Insecta; Diptera; Tephritidae.